Molecule: messenger RNA, 1814 nt
Organism: Aricia agestis (brown argus)
Lineage: Eukaryota; Metazoa; Arthropoda; Insecta; Lepidoptera; Lycaenidae
Product: myrosinase 1-like
Exons: 9
Coding region: 234-1763 (509 amino acids)
Biological process (GO): carbohydrate metabolic process
Molecular function (GO): beta-glucosidase activity
Source: RefSeq, a predicted model, not a curated record
CGGUGACCGGUGUAUUAUAUUUUCUCUCUUUGCGUUUUUAUUUCUCUGUUUUAUUAUAAAGUCGUAAACAUUAAUGAUAUAAUUUAUUAUCGUAGAUAAAGUAAUUUAUCUGAUAAUUAUUAACACAUUCAGCGUGAGAAUACUAAACAAUGUGCACGUUUAACUUUUAGUUCUUAAGUACUUACUUGAAAAUAUUCCAUUUUUGUACCAACAGUUUUUUGUGAUCACUGAUCAUGAACUCAUCUUUGUUAAUUUUUAUUCUGAACAUCCUCUAUGUCAGCGGCUGGAGAGACUUGAAGGUCCGAAGGUUCAGUGAUGACUUCCUCUUUGGAGCAGCCACUGCCGCUUACCAGGUUGAAGGUGGUUGGGAUGCUGAUGGCAAAGGCGAGAGCAUCUGGGACAGAUACCUCCAUGAACACCCAGAGGUGAUCGCUGACGGUGUUGACGGGGACGUGGCCAGCGACUCCUACCAUAACUAUAAAAGAGAUGUAGAGAUGUUGAGGGAACUCGGAGUUGACUUCUACCGGUUCUCUAUAUCUUGGCCGAGGAUUUUACCUACUGGAUUACCCAACCAAACAAACGAGAAGGGAGUUGAAUACUACAACAACCUUAUCAACGAACUUCUAAAAUACAACAUACAACCAGUCAUCACAUUAUACCAUUUUGACUUACCGCAAAAACUACAGGACCUAGGCGGUUGGACGAACGAACUAUCCGUUCAAUGGUUUGAGGAUUACUCUAGGGUAGUCUAUGAGAAAUAUGCGGAUAGAGUUAAGUAUUGGAUAACUAUUAACCAACCGAGUACAGUCUGCGUUGAUAGUUAUGGUAGUGGUGUCUUCGCUCCGGGCAUCAAGUCUUCUGGGUUUGGUGAUUAUUUGUGUCACAAGAAUGUGAUGCUGGCUCACGCUAAAGCAUAUAGGCUGUAUGAGAAGGAAUAUAAGCCGAAAUAUCAAGGAUCUGUUGGCAUAGCUCUCUCCUUGAACUGGGCCGAUCAGUUGACUAACGACACACAGAAUGUUGAAGCUACUGACUUGUAUAGAGAAUUCACGCUGGACCUAUAUCUCCACCCGAUAUUAGCUAAGUCUGGGAACCACCCCGCAGCAGUCCGAAAGCUGGUGGCUAGGAGAAGUCAGGAGCAGGGGUACAAGAAGUCCAGGUUGCCGGAGUUGAGCGCUGCUGAGGUGGAGUUGUUGAAAGGCUCUGCUGACUUCAUAGGCGUAAACCAUUACACGACGGUUCUAGUCAGUAAAUCUAACAAACAGCAUCCUAAACCAUCGCUGUUGGAUGAUAUGGGAGUAGAUUUAUCAUACAGAACUGAAUGGAGGAAGUCACAUUCGGAAUGGCUGAGGAGUGCACCUUACGGCCUAUACAAAGUGCUAAUGUAUGUCAAUGAAAAAUAUGAUUAUCCCAAAUUCCUCAUCACGGAGAACGGUUGGUCUACUUCUACUGGGCUCGGAGACCAGUCGAGGGCUGAUAAUAUAAGGGAAUACCUCCUAGCACUUCAGCUGGCUAUAGAAGACGGUAGCGAUGUGAUGGGAUACACCGCUUGGAGUCUGAUGGAUAAUAUAGAAUGGAUAGCUGGUACUAGUGAACGCUUUGGGCUAUACGAAGUUGAUUUUGAUUCUGAAGAAAAGACAAGAAAACCCAGGUUGUCAGCGUUUGUGUACAAACGGAUUAUACAGAAACGAAUUCUAGAACCUGACUGGUUGCCUGAAAAUCUAGAGAUUUCGAUAACACAAAAAGUAACAAGAGAAGAGUUAUAAAAGUGAGAAAAACAUUAUAUUUUACAGAAAUAGAGUUCAAAAUAAUGAAAA